Xenopus laevis (African clawed frog) is the source of this 2199-nucleotide messenger RNA. RefSeq lists its product as uncharacterized. The transcript is spliced from 2 exons. The coding region runs from base 1386 to 2003 and encodes 205 amino acids. The record is from RefSeq and is a predicted model, not a curated record. NCBI's taxonomy places the organism in Eukaryota, Metazoa, Chordata, Amphibia, Anura, Pipidae.
CAUGGCAGCCAUUCACCAAUGGGUUAAAUCCACUCACCAGGCCAAUGGACAGGAUCCUCCCCAAGCAAUUAAAAGCGCCCGCCCCCUUAUACUCACUGUCUUUUUUUCCUGUCCACGGGCUGAUGGUGCAGGUGGAUGAUUCCCAGCAGUAAGGGGGCUCUCUGCUCUCUCUCUCGGUUCCCCCUUACAGUUGCUGAAGUCCCAGUAGCUCCCCCUGAGUUGGGGUUAGCAAGGGAGGGACCAGGCGUUUGCGUGGAGGCAUCCUGUGUCCAGCCGUACCUCCCGUAGUAUGCGGGUUAGGGAGGCGAAGGAGGUGUGGCGCAGUGUGGCGCCGAAACCGGAAGUGACGUCACAACUACCGCAAGAGUUUCCUACACUAGGCUGGAUGCGGAGCGCCGUAUGGGCGGAAGUACCUCAGGCGCCAUUUUGGAAUCUGGCAGCAUGGCGAACCGGAAGUGGGGUUUUCGCGCCUGAGAUGCGCCAAACAGUAUUUUAGUGCGUUCAGGUAGGCAGGGAUGCCCUUCUUUAAAAAGUUUCUUUGCUACUUGUGACACUGGGUCCUGCAGGAGCCUGUUUAUUCUGCUGAUACAGCACCUCUAUGGAGUCGGGAAUGCCGGGCAAACCACCUCACCCCAAAGGGAAAAGGUGAGACGUAUCCUAAUGCCUGUGUGCUAAGAGAGAGAGAGAAUUGUGCAGGAGGUUAAUAUUUGUUUUUUCUAUAUAAUUACACAGCCUUCCUGCCACUGAGAAGAAAGACAAAACGCCAGAAAAGGCUACGUCAGUUCAAGCUCCAGGAGAACCAGGAGUGUCAGCUUCUCUUGAAAAUCAAGCUUUUGCUGAAUCUUUGGCUGCGGUCAUUAAGCAAGCGGUGGUGCAAGGUUUUCAGGAAGUAGCAACUUCUAAAAAGAGGGCAAGACAUGGUUACUCAAGACAAAUAGAUUCCCUUUCUGAGGUUUCGGAGGGAGAACUUUCGGAAGAUUCAGAAUUAGAUUCUCCUUUAGGUUCGGAAGAAGGGGAGAUUGACAUGGAGGAGGACUCCAAUUUUGAUCUGGCAGUGAUCGAGCCUCUGAUAAAAGCAGUUAGGCAGACGCUGACGUUCCCCAUGGAACCUGCCAAAUUAUCUUCAGCUGAUAAGUUGUUCCCGUCUCUGAAGAAGAGGUCGGUAUGCUUUCCAGUUCACGCCUCAAUUAAAGAUAUUAUUAUGGCAGAAUGGAAAAAAAACAGAAAAAAGACCUCAGACUGCAGGAAAAUUUCUUAAGAAAUAUCCAUUUGCAGAAGAGGAUUCGAAAUUUUGGGAUUCAUCCCCUAAGGUGGAUGCAGCGGUUGUGAGACUGGCAAGAAAGACCACCUUACCGGUGGAUGAUGCGGCAGCUUUCAGAGAACCGAUGGAGAAAAAGAUUGAAUUUAAUCUUAAAAAAUCUUUUGGAGCAGCAGGGGCAGCCUGUAGACCGGCAGUGGCGCUCACUUCAGUUUCGCGAGCCUUAAAAGUGUGGCUAGCUGAGGUAGAAGAAGCAAUCUCAUCUAAUGUAAAAAGACCUAAAGUGUUGGAAAUGCUGGCUGACUGUAAGUUGGCGGUUGAUUUUAUGUCAGAAGCUUCUAUUGAUCUAGUCCACUUUAUGGCAAGAUCUAUGGCACUGUCGGUGGCAGCAAGGAGAGCGUUGUGGCUUAAACCUUGGGCAGCAGAUGCAGCCUCGAAAUCCAACUUAUGCCAACUACCAUUUGAGGGAGAAAUGUUGUUUGGAGAGAGAUUGGAUACAAUCAUCAAGAAAGUAUCUGGAGGAAAAAGUGUAUUCCUUCCUCAGGAAGGAAGAAACAAAAGGAUGAGGUUUGAUACAUCUUUUCACAGAGAGAAGGAGAGAUCAUUUAGAACAUCCAAACAAUAUAAGCAAGGGAAAGAAUUUAACAGACAGUCGUCCUGGAGAUCGGGCCGUCAAAGCUCAAGAGGCAAUUUCAGGAGAUCGAGAGGUUUCUCCACCUCAGGCUCAACGGCUCAGCAGCAAUGAGGGUGUCUUGGCUCAGACGAAAGUAGGAGGCAGAUUGGCGCUAUUCGCUCAGGUCUGGGCCAGAAACAUUCAGGAUCGCUGGGUAUGCGAUACAAUAGAAAGAGGUUUUUGUUUAGAGUUUUCAAAAAUUCCCAAAGAAGAUUAUUUUGUAACUUCAUCUUUGCAGGAGUCAGAAGAAGCGCAAGGUCUGUUCCAG